AUGGCCACUCUAGUCCCGCCGCCCUCGAAGCGACAGCGGCGGGAGGCUCUGGAGCGUAGUCAGAUACAGCAAGAUGUCACGUCUCAGGCCAUCGACGCUGGGUCGUUCAAAGCUCGCUUCGUGGACACCGACGGGAACCAACUGGCGGAGACGAUUGAGGUGCCCCUGGCCGACGCGACGGAGAAGAACGUGUCCCUACUACUCAACACACUAUUAGGAAGGGAACGAGAAGAUUUUACCCCUUAUCGCUUCCGUAUACACGUACCCAAUUCCGACGUGAUAAUCGACAACUAUCCCACACCCUCCGAGUUUCUGGCUGUCCUGCGCAAACAUGGAAUCGAAAACCCCUUCGAGACCACCAUCACCUUAGCCGCAGAGCCCCAAGCUGUCUUCAAAGUACAGGCAGUAACCCGCAUGUCAAAUCGGAUACCGGGGCAUGGCGAGGCUAUCCUGGCAGCACAAUUCUCCCCCAAGACGAGCAGCCUUCUCGCGACUGGCUCAGGCGACAAUACAGCGAGGAUAUGGAACACGGAUAGCGGCACGCCGAAAUACACGCUCAAAGGUCAUUCGGGCUGGGUUUUAGCGGUGACCUGGAGCCCCGACGGCCAGAGCCUCGCAACUGGCAGCAUGGACAAGACGGUCCGGAUAUGGGACGAGGCAGGCCAAGCGGUUGGCAAACCGUUAAAUGGCCACUCUAAGUGGAUCACGAGCAUCGCCUGGCAACCCUUCCACCUAUGGCGCGACGACACACCUAGACUAGCGAGCGCCAGUAAGGAUGCCACAAUCCGGGUAUGGAUCGUCAACACGGGGAGGAUCGAGCAUGUUCUAUCGGGGCACAAAGGUAGCGUAAGCUGUGUGCGAUGGGGCGGAACGGAUCUUGUCUACACUGCUAGCCAAGACAAGACAGUGAAAGUCUGGAAUGCGGCAGAUGGGACGUUGAAACACACGCUCGCCUCGCACGCUCAUUGGGUGAAUCACCUCGCGCUAUCUACAGAUUUCGUGCUCCGAACAGCGUUCUACGACCACACAAGAGACGUGCCGGCAAGUACGGAGGAGAAGCGGGCCAAGGCGCGAGAGCGGUUCGAGAAGGCGGCGACGCAGCAGGGCAAAGUGGUCGAGCGGAUCAUCUCUGCCAGCGACGACUUCACCAUGUACCUCUGGGACCCGUCGCAGGGGACGAAACCUCUGGCGCGACUGCUAGGGCACCAGAAGCAGGUGAAUCACGUUUCGUUUUCCCCGGACGGAAACCUGAUUGCGAGCGCUGGCUGGGAUAACCACAUCAAGAUAUGGGCCCGCGAUGGAAAAUUCCUGACGACGUUGCGUGCUCAUGUCGCGCCGGUAUACCAAUGCGCUUUUUCGUCUGAUUCGCGCCUUCUCUGUUCCGGGUCGAGAGAUACGACGCUGAAGGUUUGGGACAUGAGGACGUUCAAGCUGUCGGUUGAUUUACCCGGCCACGAGGACGAGGUCUAUGCCCUGGAUUGGUCUCUGGACGGUCGGCUCGUGGGAUCCGGCGGGAAGGACAAAGCUGUACGGCUCUGGCGCAAUUGA
This is a messenger RNA of Durotheca rogersii, 1548 nucleotides long. Its product is annotated as YVTN repeat-like/Quino protein amine dehydrogenase. Bases 1 to 1548 code for a protein of 515 amino acids. Gene Ontology annotation, biological process: ribosomal large subunit assembly. NCBI's taxonomy places the organism in Eukaryota, Fungi, Ascomycota, Sordariomycetes, Xylariales, Xylariaceae. Gene Ontology annotation, molecular function: protein binding. The record is from RefSeq and is a predicted model, not a curated record. Gene Ontology annotation, cellular component: nucleolus. The transcript is spliced from 6 exons.